UCGAGCAGCCGAGGCACCGAGUGGGGACUCCUUCUGUCUCUUUCUCUCUCUCGAGCGGUCUCUCUCCUUCUCGACCUAGCAUGAGCCAAAAGCUGUGCCUGUAAUACGAGAGAAAGAGAACGUUCGAGUCAGAAGAGGAUAGGUCGAGAAGAAGAGAGACCGCUCGAGAGAGAAAAAGACAGAAGAAGUUCCCACUCGGCGCCUCGGCUGCUCGACGCAGGCCGAUAAGUGGGGAGAAAGUGCCAACGGGUGCUAGCGAGUGCUGUUCUUUCUGGCAGCGGUGUGCUGCAAAUCGGCGCAUCAGCGGCAACUCUGCACUCUAGUGCAGGAAUAGAAAACAAGCCUAUAGUUAAAGUAUACGACGCAUUGUAGAACCGGCCUUAACCAUGGGGUUCUCGCCAAAUGCUCCUUCCUGAUUGUAGAACCGGCCUUAAAUGUUCGAAAUUUGACAGCGGGAAAAGUGUCGGUACUUGCUUGCUUGAGGCAAUGUGCAAGAAUCAACAAUUUUCCGAAAUAAGUAUUACGCAUUAUAAUUUAAUAUACAAUGGAUAAUAAUAGUACGAAUUUUCACAAUAUCGUGGAUAAUAUCGAACAUGAUCAGGUAAAAAAAUCAAUGAUAUUACUAAAACAAAAAAUGUGUAAGACAGACAAUUUAAUUAAGAAGUAUUGUGAAAACAUAAAAGAAAUUAAUCAUUUAAAAUAUGAUUUGGAUGUUGCAAAGAAAGAAACUAAACAUAAUAUAUCCAAUUAUACGUCUGCCAUGGAUAAAAUAAGAGAAUUAGAACUUAAGAAUGUAAAUGAUAAAAAAAAUAACGAAAGAUUAGUAAACAAAAUAAGUGAAUAUGAGAUAACUAUAGAUGCAAAUGAAAAAACUUUUCAACAAUUAAAUUGCAAAAUAAAAGUCUUGGAAGAUGAACAUGCUGCCAAACUUAUGGAAUAUAAUCUACAAAAGUCAUCUUUCGAAGAUAAAAUUAAAGAUUUGGAAAGUGAAUUAAAAAAGCUAAAAUCAGUAUCCAAAAAAAGAGAAAAAACGAAAAUUUCUGCAGAUUUUGAUACUACUAAAACAAAUAUAGGUACGAAAUCAAGUUCAGAUAUUGGUAUUAAUGUAUCAUUGUGUGAUAAUCAACCGAGUACGAAAUGCGAAGUACAAGAUAAAAAUAUUAUGACUGACGAAUUUUAUAACAUGAAAGAUGAUCCACAUCCAUUGUUUUGUGCAAAAUGUGAAACUCAUUUGUCCCCAGAUGAAACUCCUGAGGAAAUAUACAAAACCAUGACUGCAUAUCCAAAAUUAAUUGAGAACUUGUCUUCUUCUCCACCGAAAAAAAUUUAUUCACCGCCACGUUUAUUAUCCAGUGCAUUUUCAGAUCCCACGAAUAAAAAUGAAGGCGCUCUUUCUAGAAUAUCAUUUAUGUCACAUCGUCCAUAUAGCCCAUAUAAUGAUUUAACGAUUGGCAAUUCUAAAUCAGGACGAUCAUCCGCGAUGACACAAAUCAGCGAAAAUGUUGAAUUUAGAAAUGUACAUACGCCGAUUGUCAAUCAAUCCAGUUCGAUUCUUCCAACGUUUACCUUGUCUCAAAAUAGGAAUCGUGCAAGGGAGGAUUUAUACUCUGACGAUUUAAUAGCUAAGCAUUCUUUGUCUAUUAAAGAAUUGGAAAGGAAAAUUCGGUCAUUAAAGAGUAAAGUAAAAAAGUUAGGAAAACUGAAGGAAAAAGUAGAUAUCAGUUCUUGUCGUUGCAGUUGUAAGAACGACAUUUCGCUAAAUUCGAAUCUGAUUUCUAUAAUUUGUAAAUCUGUGGCAGAAUAUUACAGUGAGAAAAGAGAAAUAUGUUCUACACAUGAGCAAAAUAUUGAUUCGGAAAAAUGUACUUGUUGCGCAAAAAAAACUAAGCUAGAAAGGAGACAACACUCGAUAUGUGCACGUGAAAAUACAUUUUCGCAGAAAAUUGAAAAUAUUGAAAGGUAUCAAGAACGAGAUAUAUUUUGUAAUAAAACCGAGACAACGACUGAUACUUUACAAUCUACAUCUGAGGAUAUAUUGCCCGUGCAUGAGAAUAAUACAUUUUUGAAUAUGAAUACAUCCAAUAUGUCUCUCAAUGACAUUGAUGAAUCUGACAAAAGAGAGUUUUAUGAAGAACAAACUGUUCUUCAUGAGAAAAAUACUUUGCAUUCAGCGGAAUUAGCAUGUGCCGAAGAUAAUUUAACAAUGUCACGUUGCGCUGACAAAGUAUACGCAAGUGAAGAUCAUCUUUUAAACAAAGAUAAUCUAGAGGUUCUUAGUAUAGAUAACCAGUUAGAAAUUGCUUGUGCUGAUGACAAAAUUGUUGAUAUUAAUGCAGAAGAACGUAAAAUAAAGAGGAAAGGUCAAAAUGUGCAUAAAGGUAAAAUUGGUGAACGUUUAUUAAAGAAUAUUCGGAACUUGAAGAGAAAGUCGCAAGUAAUUCCGCGUAUAAAUAAACACGAAAAUGUUGAAUCAUCUUUAGAACAUAUCUCUGAAUGUAGUGAAUUACCGAAAAAAUUGCGAAUUGAAAAUGAAGAAGAGACUGACGAUAAGCUAGAAAAUGUUAGAAAUUUAAAGAGAAAUUUAAAUUUACAAGAAAAAUCUAUGAAUAAACAAGAAGACGACAAAUUAUGCUCAAACCAGUACGAACCAGCGAAAAAAUUACGAAUUGCACAUACCCCAAAAAUAGUUUCUCAAUCGAGCAUUAAUGAAAAUGAUUCUACACACUGCGUGAUAAGAAAUAUGGCUACUCUAUUAGUAACUCGACAAAAAGAUAAUGGAAGUUUGAUAAAACGACACAUAGAUACACGUCGAAAAGAUAAUUUGUUAAUUGAAAACAAGAAGAGUGGUAUAAAUAACAAAUGUGAUGAGAAGAAUGUUGUCGAUUCUAUCGAAACAAAUAGUACUGACGGAAAGUUUAUAAACGAAAAAGAUUUGACUAGUGCCAAAGAUUGUCUUCGAAAUAAUGAUACUUUACCUGUUACCAACAUUGAACAGGUUUUUAAAAUUGAGGUAUGUGAUGACGUCUCGGUUGAAGAUAGAAGCAAUACAGUUUCAGUAAACGGAGUAAAAGGAGAGACAUCAAACAACGAAGCGAAUAUGAUACAGGAUAAUAUUGCAAAUGAUACUGCGCACAAUACAGAACUUGAAGAAUCAAUUCCAUUGGAAACUAGUACUCAAUCGGAGUUGAGUAUUCUCUGUAAGAAUUCAAAAUAUGACAAGUUUACCGAAGCAUUGGAAACUGAAACCGGAAAAGAGACAACGCCGAUCAUUGAAUUAGAACAUGCUUAUGCGUUAUUUGGAAAUAAGAGUUCUAACGAUCACAAGACAUCAAAGGAUGUGAUUUUGAGUGAUGAAUCGUCGGUGUUGCAUGGUCGAUCAAAGACUAUUAAGGUUCGAACUAAAAACGCACGCGUAAGUCAACAGGAUAAAGAAACGGAAUUUAUGAAUAUUUCUUAUGAUGAGGAAUCUCAGGCGCCAAUGUCACGAUUAAUUAAAUUUAUUAACAAGAAUCGUGUCAAAAAUUCCAAGUUGCCAAUUAAAAAAUUAGAAUACAUUCGUAAAAUAACAGAUGACUUUGUAAAGAAGCAAUUACACAGACUUAUCAACAAUACCUGGGAAAAUUCUAUACACGAAGAUAUACUAGAAAAAUUAGGAAGUACUUGCGGACCUCGUGUUAUAGCCAAAUGUAUACUGGAGUUUUUAAUGGAAGAAGUCAAUCAUAGUGAUGAUCUAGAUAAAUCAUUUACUCCUCCAGCACCACCGAUGACGACAUUUGAGCAGAAAAUUGUAACGUUAUUAAUCGAUCUAGAAGUGUUGAAACCAAUGGUGAUUUAUUUUGUGUUAGCCGCCAUUGAAUAUCAUCUGUUUAGACUUAAUAGUGACGUACAGGCCGAGGUUGACUCGUUCACACGGAUAUACGUCGUCCUGUCGCGUAUUCAAAAGGAUAGAGAAAGAGUACGCAUGAUGUGCUGCAAUGCUCUUUAUUGUAUGGGAUUAAAAUCAAUACGCGUUUUGUAUACAAUAUUAACGUCCUGGACGGAAGUUCUUCCAAAUGCCGAGGAAACUAAUAAAGGAAUAUUACCAAAAUGCAUAUCGUUCCUUAUCAGUUCACAAAUAAUUAGUAAUUCUUCCGAGAGUAAAAGGUCAUUAUUUCAGAAACUAUAUACAUUAAAAUCUUUGCUAAGAAGAUAUUAUAACUACACUUUUACUCAGGAAACAAUUGAUAUUCUUAAUGAAGUUAUGACUGCUCUUAAAGCUGAACGGACCGAUGGCUUGGAUACAGCCAUUAUACUCCUUGCGAAGAGGGAAGGAUCGUCUUGGACAUAUAAAAAUAUUAUUCAAUCUGCUUUAUUGCCAAUGAUCCUUAAAAAUGAGCAUCCCUGUACAUAUAGUGCAUUUGCCUUACUCGGAAGGCUUCUGCGCGCAUUUCCGUCACAAGAUGAAGACAAUACUGUGCAAGAGAUCGGUGAACAGCUCCGUGACCUCAUGCAGUCUGGUGAAGGUUCACAUGAUCAACAAGAAGGCGUAGUGUCUGCAUUGCUCAGUCUCUCUAGACAUAAAUUUCAUAUCGCAUUAUCCAUAAUGACGUGGAUGCCGAGUAAAUCUUUAAGACCAGUUGUUGACAUGCAGUUACAGGCAUUUAUAGAAGGACGUAAAUCAACGUUUUGGAAGAAUUAUUUAAAGAAAAGUGGUUUUAAACCAAAGUAAAAUGUGAGACGCCAAUUAAAUUGAAUUAGAAAAAUAUUUGUAUCUUUUAAUUAAUGUGUAAUCUGCUGGCAGUUUACAGCUUAGAUCUAAUUAAGCAGAAUUACAAUGAGAAAUAAGGCAUUGAUUACAAAUAUGACGCGUAAGCCUUCAUUUGCACACAUCUUUCGGAUCUUGAUGUAGUACACAAGUGCGAAUUCGCACCGCAUAACUUUUACAGUUCAUAAUAAUACUUACAAUAAAACUAAUUUUGUCUUUUUAAUUUGAAAAAAAAGAGUAAGGAAUGACUUUGCUUCAGUAUAGUGUCGAACAUUAUUAUGUUAGUUCAAAAGCCAUUAAAUUGAAAACUGUUGAAAAAACAGCAGAUGUAAAAAAAAUGCUGAUGCGAAUUCGUUUCUAUGUGUAAACCAUGGGGGAUUAGAAAAAGCAUUGUGGUGGUAUGAAUGUUGUAAUCAAAAGUGCAUAAUGGGAGACCGCCUAUAACGCGUUUUUUAUCAUAAAUAGUUGAUAUAUACUGAGCAUUCUUAAUCCUUGCAAUGCUCAUGUAAUCAUUUCAUCCUUGUUGUUUGCUAAAUAUUAAACAAGGAUGAAUAAGCUUGCGAGUGUUAAGUGAAUGCGCCGCCUACUCUAUAGCAUUUUAUUUUGGUUGCCUACCACCUACUAGUAUAACACUUAGAUAUUGUUUCCAUGGCUGAUGGUGGCGAAUUUUAUUCGGUGUAAUGUAUUUCAUGUAUUUCCGUGGUUUUGGUGUAGUGCAAAUUUUAUGUACGAAGUGUGAUAUCGUUGCACCGUCUCGAUGGGGUGGUAUAGAGCGUGUUGUAACCAUGCAGUGCAGUACAGCAUUUACAUGCAAUUGAUGCAGUGCAAGCAAGUUAUAUCAAGCACGCAUUCAAUACCAAAAGAAAACGCUACUCGUAUCUAGUAUCCAUCUUGAUCCAAUAAUAAUUAAAUUUGAAAUCUUUACAUAAUUCAAAAUAUAUUUUUUAAUAUUUAUGAUUCUCUAUAAGAAAAUUAUUACGAUGCAAUAAUCGCUGAAAUUCGAUAAUCUCCUUCAGUUUAUUUCUAGUAGCAGCCAUCUUGGACGCUUAUUGGAAUUUAUACUCCCACUGCAAUGCUCUCUUCAGUCCUCUAUGGUGCAAACGAAAAGUUAAUGCUUAAAAAUUUCAGAUACAAUUCAAACAUGUAUUACUUUUGUAAUUACAGAUUCCAUGUUGAGUUCUACGUUACAUUUGUCGCUCACAACGCUUGCAGUAUUUGUCCUUGUUUGAACAAUAAAUUUUAUUUAAAGAAUAAGGAUGAAAUAAUAUUUAUAAGCUAAAAAGUAUAUAACGGGUGUAAUUUUGCAAUUUACAGUAAUUUGUUGCAUUAAUACAAUGUUAAUAUUUAAUUUCUUUAUAGAGAUUUCUCUAUUUAAUAUUAUAUUAAUUCACAUAUUGUAUUUUUUUUUAAAUGUGGAUUACUUUUUUUUUAAAUGCACACUGUAUAAUUCUACAUUUUGUUGAAGAGUCGUUUUUUAGUUUUAGUAUCUAUGUGAGAAUUACAAUUUAUUUUAUUAAAAUGUUUCCUUUGUUUGAAACAAGUGAUUUCUUUUGUAAAAUAUAUAAAUAUUAUAAAAUUGUUACGUC
Molecule: messenger RNA, 6330 nt
Organism: Solenopsis invicta (red fire ant)
Lineage: Eukaryota; Metazoa; Arthropoda; Insecta; Hymenoptera; Formicidae
Exons: 14
Coding region: 545-4708 (1387 amino acids)
Source: RefSeq, a predicted model, not a curated record